This is a messenger RNA of Neohortaea acidophila, 474 nucleotides long. RefSeq names its product 50S ribosomal protein L30e-like protein. Gene Ontology annotation, cellular component: box H/ACA snoRNP complex; nucleolus. Lineage: Eukaryota; Fungi; Ascomycota; Dothideomycetes; Mycosphaerellales; Teratosphaeriaceae. Gene Ontology annotation, biological process: ribosome biogenesis; snRNA pseudouridine synthesis; rRNA pseudouridine synthesis. The coding region runs from base 1 to 474 and encodes 157 amino acids. Gene Ontology annotation, molecular function: box H/ACA snoRNA binding. The record is from RefSeq and is a predicted model, not a curated record. The transcript is spliced from 2 exons.
AUGGCCGUCCCUCUUGCCGCCAUGGUUCCAUUCGCGAAUCCAAUGUGCGACGACAAGACGCAGAAAAAGGUGCUGCGCAGUGUCAAGAAAGCGGCGAAACACAAGUCACUCAAACGCGGGGUGAAAGAAGUCGUCAAAUGCAUUCGAAAAUCGCCCCUAGCCACCCCCUCCACUUCCGCGACCGCCCUCCCUAAUGGCAUUGUCGUACUCGCCGCCGACAUCAGCCCCAUGGAUGUCAUUUCACACAUUCCCGUCUUGUGCGAGGACCACAACAUUCCCUACGUCUACCUUCCGAGCAGAGCGGAGCUGGGUGCGGCCGGAGCCACGAAGAGACCCACGAGUGUGGUGAUGCUGAUGCCAAAGGGCAAAGAUGUCAAGGGCGAUGACGGAGCGGAGUCGAAGGAGGAUUGGGAUGACGUCUACCGAGAGCUCCACAAGACGGCUAUGAAGCUGGGGCAAUAUGUUCGAGUUUAG